AUGUUGCGCGUCGGAGGCCUGGGGCUACCUGGCUGCCUGGCUCUGGCUGCCCUGGUUGGCCUGGUACACAGCCAGCAUGUGUUCCUGGCCCCUCAGCAAGCGCUGUCGCUGCUCCAGCGGGUGCGGAGGGCCAACAGCGGCUUACUGGAGGAGCUAAGGAAGGGCAACCUGGAGCGGGAGUGCGUGGAGGAGCAGUGCAGUUAUGAGGAGGCCUUCGAGGCCCUGGAGUCGCUCAGCGACACGGACGUGUUCUGGGCCAAGUACAGAGCUUGUGAUUCAGUGAGGAAAGCUCGAGACACUUUCAUGGAGUGUAUGGAAGGUCGUUGUGCUAUGGAUCUGGGUACGAACUACCUUGGGACCGUGAGCGUCACCCACUCCGGUAUCGAGUGCCAAUUAUGGCGGAGCCGCUAUCCACACAAGCCUGACAUCAACUCCACCACCCAUCCUGGGGCCAACCUGGAGGAGAAUUUCUGCCGCAAUCCAGAUAGCAGCACCAAGGGACCCUGGUGCUACACCACAGACCCCACUGUGCGAAGAGAAGAAUGCAGUGUUCCUGUCUGUGGCCAGAAGGACCGUACCACUGUGGAGAUGACUCCUCGCUCUGGAGGUUCCAAGGGGAAUCUGUCACCUCCACUGGAGCAGUGCGUCCCAGAGCGCGGCCGCCUGUACCAGGGGAACCUGGCUGUGACGACACUUGGGUCCCCCUGCCUGGCCUGGGCCAGCUCGCCAGCCAAGGCCCUGAGCAAGUACCAGGACUUCGCCCCGGAGGUGAAACUCGUGGAAAACUUCUGCCGCAACCCAGAUGGUGAUGAGGAGGGCGUGUGGUGCUAUGUUGCCGGGCAGCCUGGUGACUUCGAGUACUGCAACCUCAACUACUGCGAGGAGGCGGUGGAAGAGGAGAGUCAGGAUGUGGAGGAGACCAUCGGGGGGCGCACCACCGACGGGGAGUUCCACACCUUCUUCGAUGAGAAGACCUUCGGCAUGGGGGAGGCAGACUGUGGCCUGCGGCCUCUGUUCGAGAAGAAGUCGCGAAAAGACGAAACGGAAAAGGAGCUUCUUGACUCUUACAUGGAGGGGCGCAUCGUGGAGGGCUGGGACGCUGAGAUGGGUAUCGCCCCCUGGCAGGUGAUGCUCUUCCGGAAGAGUCCCCAAGAGCUGCUGUGUGGGGCCAGCCUCAUCAGUGACCGGUGGGUCCUCACUGCCGCCCACUGCCUUCUGUACCCACCCUGGGACAAGAACUUCACUGAGAACGACCUUCUGGUACGCAUUGGCAAGCAUUCCCGCACCAGGUAUGAGCGGAACAUUGAAAAGAUCUCCAUGCUGGAAAAGAUCUACAUUCACCCCAGAUACAACUGGCGAGAGAACCUGGACCGUGACAUUGCCCUGCUCAAGCUCAAGAAGCCUGUGCCCUUUAGUGACUAUAUUCACCCCGUGUGCCUGCCGGACAAGCAGACAGCAGCCAGCUUGCUCCAGGCUGGGUAUAAAGGGAGGGUGACAGGCUGGGGCAACCUUCGGGAGACAUGGACCACCAGCAUCAGCGAGAUACAGCCCAGCGUCCUGCAGGUGGUGAACCUGCCCAUUGUAGAGCGGCCGGUGUGCAAGGCCUCCACCCGGAUACGCAUCACUGACAACAUGUUCUGUGCUGGUUUCAAGGCAAAUGACACCAAGAGAGGCGAUGCUUGUGAAGGCGACAGUGGGGGACCUUUUGUCAUGAAAAGUCCCUAUAACAACCGUUGGUAUCAAAUGGGCAUUGUCUCAUGGGGUGAAGGUUGUGACCGGAAUGGGAAAUACGGCUUCUACACACACGUGUUCCGCCUGAAAAAGUGGAUACUGAAAGUCAUUGAACGAUUUGGAUAGAUAAGGGGGCAUCCAUGAUAUGGGAUCCUCAUUGCAAAAUCACAGAAACCAGUCCAAAUAUUUUUGUGGUUUGUUUAUGUUCUCAAUAAAAGUGACUGUUAGUUAAGUCUCUGUGUGCCCAGUGCUGUUGAUGGGCUACUCUCUGGACUGGGCUCUGGAAGAGGCAGUAAUGCUGCUGGACAGAUGGAGCUGCAACUAUUAUAUACGCAUACAUAAGAUUCAUUAGAGUGGUGUACAGGCUGUGAUCUGGUUAGUUCAACAAUGGCUCUCUCUGAACAGAAAAGCCAAGAAUCCAGUAGUUGUAAACACCCUGGGGUGGAUGUCUCAGAUGGUCGUCAUUCUACUUUGGAAUCUUUAGGAGGUUCUGACUCCAGUGAAGGAAUGCCUCAGGAUAGAUCAACGACCUUGCCAGAGAAAAGUGAGGCCAAGUAGGCAAAAAGCAAAAACUUCCUUCUUCCAGGUCCUUUUAUGCAGGCUGGACCAAAGGUAUGGCUCAGAUUUAGGGUGGACUUGCCCAUUUCAAAUGAUCCAAUCAAUUAAAUUUCUCUUCCAGGACAUCUAGGGCUACACAAAGAAACCCUGUUUCAAACCACCCUGCCCGUGUCUCCCCCCCCCCCCCCCAAAAAAAAGAAAAAGUUCUCACAGGCGUACCCAUCUACUUGUGUUUUAGUUGACUCCAGAUGACAAGCAAGAUUUUAGUCAUCACAUCCUGUGUCCUUCAUCAUCAAAAUGGAACACAUGUGCCCCCAAGAGGCUCAAUGUUUACAGCCCCUUUGAGAUUAUAGUUCGAUGGUGGAUGGGCACAUAGGCUGCUCACAUGACCUCUGAGUUGUUGUCUUCAAUCUUCAUGUAUGCAUAAGUGUUGUUUGAGACCAGGUCUUACUAUGUAGCUCUGACUCUCCUGGAACUCACUAUGUAGACCAGACUGGCCUUGAAUGCAGAGAUCUGCCUGCCUUUACUUCUCCAGUAACACAAAUUUAUAAGGAUUAAGUGAUUUUUGUUGUGUACUGAGAACAACUGGACUGGCAUCCUGUCUGUCAUGUUUAAAGUUCCUUUUCUGGUCACCUCCUCCCUCCUUUGGCCCCCACAAAGCACAUAAUGAUGUGUGUGUGUGUUAGGGAGAGGGAGUUUUUCCCAGGUCUCUCCUUACACAGCACUUACCAGAUUAGAGCAAUUUGUAGUAAAGAGGGGUAAAAGAUAUUUAAGUAAGUAAACUUUGAAUAAAUUUAAAAGUCUUAAAAUUGUGAA
Molecule: messenger RNA, 3105 nt
Organism: Peromyscus californicus insignis
Lineage: Eukaryota; Metazoa; Chordata; Mammalia; Rodentia; Cricetidae
Gene: F2
Product: coagulation factor II, thrombin
Exons: 14
Coding region: 1-1857 (618 amino acids)
Biological process (GO): proteolysis; platelet activation; positive regulation of blood coagulation
Cellular component (GO): extracellular region
Molecular function (GO): calcium ion binding; serine-type endopeptidase activity
Source: RefSeq, a predicted model, not a curated record